AUGUCGUCCGGAAACAACACAAACCAACAACCAGGUCUCGUCAGCAGCCACGCCGAAUACGUGAAGGGCACCGCCGAGGCGACCAUCGGGAGUAUAACUGGUUCGCACGCAUGGCAGAGCUCCGGUGAGCAGUCCAAGGCACAUGCAGUCGAUGCCAUGAAGGUUGCCAGCGCGGCUCGUGACCCAGAAACACAGGGCUAUGGCAAGGUGGAGGAAGUCGCAGGAAAGUUGACAGGAUGCGAGGGCAUGCUAAAAGAAGGACAAGAUAGCAAAAAAGCCGCGUAG
Messenger RNA from Pseudomassariella vexata, 285 nucleotides. RefSeq lists its product as uncharacterized. The transcript has 2 exons. NCBI's taxonomy places the organism in Eukaryota, Fungi, Ascomycota, Sordariomycetes, Amphisphaeriales, Pseudomassariaceae. The record is from RefSeq and is a predicted model, not a curated record. The coding region runs from base 1 to 285 and encodes 94 amino acids.